Messenger RNA from Lindgomyces ingoldianus, 1149 nucleotides. RefSeq lists its product as uncharacterized. The record is from RefSeq and is a predicted model, not a curated record. Lineage: Eukaryota; Fungi; Ascomycota; Dothideomycetes; Pleosporales; Lindgomycetaceae. The annotation marks the transcript as partial. The transcript has 4 exons.
GUAACCAUCCAUCAGCACCACCUGCCCUAUUAAUACCCGGGCGCGUUCCUGGCCACUUCUGCUCACCAUGCAAGCCUUCGGUGAGGAAUGUCUCUACGGCGCUCUGUCGCUUUUGCGGCCCACACACUUACGAUUCCAGUGCCCAAGAAUCGCCGCCCCAAGUUUGAGCUCCACCUGAAAAUUAUCGACCUCAACAACGUACCGCUCGUCUCGGGAACCUCCAUCAUCAAGUGGUACCUCCCGCACUCGACAGCUGCAGAGCACCGCGGCCGCACCGAAAAGCGCGUGAUUAAAGACCACAAGGUCGCCUAUGAUUACUCGAUCAAGCUCCCCGUCCGACUCACCGUUGAUAAGAAUGGCAUGUUACAGGAGAGUUGGAUUGUCUUUGAGGUCCUGCAGGAAUAUUCGGCGGGUGGCAAAGGCGAGAGGAUUACACUGGGCAAUGUGAAGCUCAAUCUGGCCGAGUAUGUGGAGCAGAGUGAAAUGGCUGGGGUGGAGGGAGAGGAUGUUGGAGUCACCCGGAGAUAUCUAAUGCAGGAGAGCAAGAUCAACAGCACGCUCAAGAUCAGCAUCUACAUGAAGCAAAUCGAAGGCGACAAGAACUUCAUCGCGCCUCCAUUGAAGACAGCGCAGGUGUUUAGUGGUAUUGCUGGGAUUGUCUCGGGAGAACAGGGCGAUUCAGAGGAUGCUGGCGCUGUUCCGACACUUAAUACUAAAUCCCGCGAAACCGGCGAACUGCAGGAUAUGUAUAGACGGACGUUAGCUGCGUACUGGUCGGCUCAGCCAGGGGAGCUUAAAGCAGAUGAAUGCAUUGAAGACAUCUUCGCUGGCGGAGAUGGCUGGGGGGAUCGAGAGAAGCCGUACGACCCCUCCAAGCAGCGGGCAAUAACGUUUGUUGGGGGCGACAGUAGCGGAUCCAUGAGCGAGAGCGACUCUCGGACCAAGCGUGGAAGCAUCCACCGCAAAUCGCAUGAGACUCUAAGACCUGGCGAUAUCAUCAUGAACUCGCCAGGUGGGGUACGCGGGAGAGGGAGCUUGGGGCAACAAGCGCAUCAGAUGAAGGUGGAAGCGGAUAGGAAACGACACAGGACUGCUCAUGAAGUAGAUGAAUUUGACAUGAGGGAAGAUUUAUGUAGUUGGAAGAUGCCU